Prorocentrum cordatum is the source of this 393-nucleotide messenger RNA. The record is from the annotation of a GenBank genome assembly. NCBI's taxonomy places the organism in Eukaryota, Dinophyceae, Prorocentrales, Prorocentraceae.
AUGGGCCUGCCGCGGGCCCUCGCCGACGCCCGCGUCCCCGCGGUGGCGGCGCUCCUGUCGUGCGCCGUCCUCGCCCACUGCCUCUGGGCGGCCGGCCUCAGUGGAAGGGGCCGCCCGCGGCCAGCGGCCUGGAGCCUCGCCGGGCGCAGGCCUUCGUGGGCGAAGCCGGUCGCGGUCUUCGUGCAGGUGGGCAACCCGUCGGUGUGGCCUCCCCUGCAGGAGUGCUUGACGAACGUGCUGAUCGCGGCGGGCUCGGCCGCUCCUCCUCGCCGAGUGGACGUCUAUGUGGGCAGACCCGGUAGGGUGCCUGGCCAGAGGCAGAAGGCCAUCCAAAGAUGGUUGACGACGCCGCCAGUUGGGUGCAAAACUGGUCGGGGGCCCAGCUUCAUAUGA